GGGAUCUGGUGUGGCAUGUUCGGUGUUCCGCUGCAGCCUUUUUCUUGCGCCUGGAGAACGAUGCUCUGCCGGUUGGGUGAGCGGUCGCAGGUUUUCUGUACGUCUCUUUGUGGAGUUAACUUGGGAGGAGGGGAGACAAGCAAAAAUGGCGAGCAGGUGAGGUUCUUUGGCUGUUACGCCAGUGCACUAUUGAUUUCUCUGGUGGCCAACCAGAUAGAAAAGAGAGAGUGCCCUGUCCUGCCAACGAGUACGAAUAGGGGCGUGGAGGCCCCUGAUCGACAUCGGUUGGUGAUCCUCAGAAGACUUAGUGAGGAGGAGGACGCAGAAGAGGCGGCGGCGGCGGAGGUGGUGGUCAGAUAUGGAAGGAGCCCAUCGUCGAGAGGUGAUGUCUCUGGAGAACGAGUGCAGGUGUGGCAUGGCGAUUAUCCUCAGGGAAGCAUGGUAAGCCGAACAAGACUGCCGAAUGGGGGCGAAGUGAUUGCGGCUGUGGAGGAGGAUAGCGAGGAGACGAGAGAGGACAAAAAUAGGGAGCUGGAUGAGUGCAAUGGUGGAGAGCACCUCGGCAGAGAAGAGGAUGGCAAUGCCCAUGAGCAGGAGGAUGAAGACGAUGGAGGCGAUGCGGAGACUGCGGUCACAGGAGUCGAUAACUUGACUCCUGGUUGGUUAGGACACUACCACUCUAUGAUGGGUCGGAGUGCUGAGCAGGGAGUAGGAAGGGUCCAAGAAAGUAGAGACUUGUAUGAAGCUUGUGCAGAAGACAAUGGCGGUCAUAAUAAUGUUGAGGAGGAGGAGGAGGAGGAGGAGGAGGAGGAGGAGGAGGACGACGAUGACGAUGAAGAGCAUGAGAAGAGAACGGCUGCUGGCCAAGAGUUCAUUGACAGGCAGAUGGCGGGCGAGUGUGGUGAGAACCCAUUGCAGGAAAAUAGGUCCAAUCCCAACAGGAGCUGGAGUCAGCUGCUGGAAGGGUCCAUGGGGAGCAUGAAUGAGAAAAGGGGUGAAGAGGGAGAAGGAGGUGGCGCGCCUCGGGAGGUUGACCAGAUCGAAGAGUGUGAGGAAGCAAGGGAGGAGGUUAUGAAAGGUGGGGAAGACGACGAGCUAACGGACACAGAUGUGAGGGAGCAGCAGAUAGAGGCAGAGAAGGCUCCUCUGGUUGAUGGCACGAUGGCAGAGCAUGUUGAUUACGGCGAGGAAGGAGCGGAAGAUCUGGCAGAAGCUGGGACAGGGAGGCUAGACGUUGAGGCAUCGGAUAAGGGUAUCACGGAUGGAAGUGGUUCGAGAGAGCAUGAUGGAGAAGAGAGGGAGGAAGGAGAAGGACAAGCAGCAACAAACGGGAGCAGCAGAGGAGCAGAUGUCGAAGCAAGGCAGGCAGGUGGGCGAAGGAAGAGGAAAUCGAAUGGAAACAUGGAUGUGUCGGACGAAGGUGCGACGGUGACGAGGCGAGUGAAGAAGAAGGGGUCUGGGUGCUGGACUAAAGUGGGCAAACGGGGAGCAAAACGAGGGGGAGCUGGCAAGGGUGGAGGGUCUGUUAGUAAUCAGCGGCUGAGCCACGGACGGAGCAGCAUGGACAGGCCUGACAUCUCGAAUAUGGUGGCGUUAAACCCAGCUCCCAAUUUGAUGGAUCCUGAUGAGCGGCCGGGGGAGCCCAUCAUGCUGUCGAAAACACAGAAGGCCAGUCAAAUUCAAAUAGGACAAGACGGUCUGACCGCAACGAGCUGGAAAGGCUAUAGGAUGGUGAGGGCUACUCGAGGAGUUGUUGAGGGAGUGUGGUACUUCGAGAUCAAGGUGGACCAUCUGGGGAAAACGGGCCACACACGACUCGGAUGGUGCAAUCAGAAGGGAGAUGUUCAAGCGCCUGUUGGGUAUGACCAGAAUGGGUAUUCGUAUCGCGAUCUGGAAGGAGUAAAGGUGCACGAAGGGUACCGAUUGCCGUAUGGCGAGCCAUACGGUGAGGGCGAUGUGAUCGGGUGUCUGAUAAAUCUGCCAGAUGGUGCUCGAUAUGCCCCCAAGCCCAGCAAGUUCAUCCAGAGAAAGGGGGCUUAUUACCUGCAACAAGAGGCUGGUGACGAGCCGCUUCAGACUGUGCCAGGUUUGGUGCUUUGGCUGUCCCUAUUACUCUUGCUCGUUCUGAGUGUUCUUCCCCCCCCGCGCAUAAAGGUUGGCUAGGCUACCAGGGUGGCCCGGGACCACUUGCCCGGCUGUGCACGUGCGCUAAAAACGAAAAACAAAACCAAACAAUUUGG
Messenger RNA from Chara braunii, 2240 nucleotides. NCBI's taxonomy places the organism in Eukaryota, Viridiplantae, Streptophyta, Charophyceae, Charales, Characeae. The record is from the annotation of a GenBank genome assembly.